GCAUCGACUUUAAAGUUAAAACCAUCGACGUGGACGGCAAGAAAGUGAAACUACAAGUGUGGGACACAGCGGGACAGGAGAGGUUCAAGACCAUCACCACGGCGUAUUACAGAGGAGCCAUGGGCAUCAUCCUGGUGUACGACAUCACUGAUGACAAGUCCUUCGAAAACAUCCAGAACUGGAUGAAGAGCAUCAAAGAAAAUGCAUCAGCCGGGGUCAGCCGGAUGCUGUUAGGUAACAAGUGCGACAUUGAGGCGAAGCGGAAGGUUUCCAAAGAAACGGGAGAAAAGCUGGCGAAGGAUCAUGGGAUCAGCUUCUUUGAGACCAGCGCAAAGUCCAGCAUCAACGUGGAGGAGGUGAGCCGUGCCGGAGCCGCCGUAAGUCAUUUCAAGCUUUGGCGCAGGAGAUCCUACAGAAAUCCAGUAAGAAGUCGAGCCCGACAGGAAAGGAGGUGAAAAUCACCAGCAGUGCAGAGAAAAAGCCUUCAAAGUGCGUCGUUCUUUAGGUCUGAUCUGUGUGAGAAACUCCAGAAACGAAAUCAAGAAAAAACAAAAGUUUUUUGUCUCCAUCUGGUGGAUCAAGAUGUCAAACACAUCCAGGUGUUCAGUCUGCUUCGAAACCAAAACUCUACUUCGUUUUUAUAAGUUCGGAACAAAAACUAUGAUGCACCCAAAUUAAUUUAUCACUUUGUGAUCGUGCGUGCUUCAAAUUGAGCAGUUUUUAUGAUUAAUUGUAAUUACAACAACAAAAAUGUCCUGAAAUUGUUUCAGACUUACUAAAACUCUAUCUUUAAACAGCCACAUCUGCCUGCUUUCAGAAUUUUGUUACCAUUUCUCAUGCAGUAGCAGCUUAAAGCAGAUUACAGGAGGUUUAUUUUAUAAUUGCAGUGUUUUCGAUGUAUGCUAAGCAGGUCCGGCCCGUGGAAUAGGCAGUAUAGGCAAACGCUAAGGGCACCGUCCAUCUAGGGGGCGACAAAAAUGCGGGACAAAAUAAAAUACUUUAUAACUUUUUAUCAGAGUUUAUUUGAUUUUUAGUAAAAUGUGCUUCUCGUAGUUUU
Austrofundulus limnaeus is the source of this 1057-nucleotide messenger RNA. It is a transcript of the gene rab13, whose product is annotated as RAB13, member RAS oncogene family. Gene Ontology annotation, molecular function: GTP binding; GTPase activity. NCBI's taxonomy places the organism in Eukaryota, Metazoa, Chordata, Actinopteri, Cyprinodontiformes, Rivulidae. The record is from RefSeq and is a predicted model, not a curated record.